This is a messenger RNA of Myotis myotis, 468 nucleotides long. RefSeq names its product ferritin, heavy subunit-like. The coding region runs from base 1 to 468 and encodes 155 amino acids. Gene Ontology annotation, molecular function: ferric iron binding; ferrous iron binding. The record is from RefSeq and is a predicted model, not a curated record. The transcript is spliced from 2 exons. NCBI's taxonomy places the organism in Eukaryota, Metazoa, Chordata, Mammalia, Chiroptera, Vespertilionidae. Gene Ontology annotation, cellular component: cytoplasm. Gene Ontology annotation, biological process: iron ion transport; intracellular iron ion homeostasis.
AUGGCAGCCAAGCACUUGCUCUCUGAGUGUAGUAUUGCUAUUAACCACUUGGCAUCUUAUGAUGCUUAUUUACCUAUGACCUGUAAUUCCACUGAAGAUUCAGUAGAACCUCUUUUUGCCAAUUUCUUUGAAUACCAAGCUGAGGUGAAGUGGGAAAAUGGAAAGCAAUUCCUAAAACAUCUAAGAAAAUGUAGGAGUAAAAUCUGCCUUCUAGUGUUUAAGAGGCCUGAGAUAGAUAACUGGCAAACAGGCAUAAAAGCUCUAGAGAAAACCGCUGCUCUAGAGUCUGCCCUGGAAUUGAAGAACCAGUUAACCAAGCUCCUGCUAGACCUGAAGACCACAGCUUCUUCCAAAAAUGAAUAUGGCAUCUUAUGCAUUUUGGAAAAGUUCCUGGAUGAACAGAAUGAUGAUACAAACGACCUGCAAUUCCAGCUAGGAUACUGUAAGGAAUUAGAGAAGCAGGCCUAG